GCCUUCAUUCGCAGCCGGCCCGAGGGGUCCAAGCCUCACGUCGUUCUGCGACCGACGAUUCUGGGAUUCGCGAUUUUAGCAUUUGGCUGCUCCGCUGUCCUUGGCACUUUUUGCUACUACAGCCUGUUCCAUGUGUUGCCUGGCAUACCUGUGUACUUCAUCAUACUUCUGGCGCUGCUGCCCGGUGCUGUGGUUUUCUUCCUAAUCGCGAACCUGGCCCGUGCCUUCUGCCGGUCUGUGACGACGAUGUGCCGCCAGCUAGGUGAGUUCCGCAUUGCCACAGCUGAGAGUUAUUGCUGCGCAACCGACCACAAGUCGGAGUCUGGUGAGCCGAUGAUCUGCGACCGGGAGGUAAUCCAGCAAUGCAUCAAGAUAUGGUUUGGCAGCGUCGAGGCUUUUGAGCGGCGGGUCCAGAACGAGGUGUGUGAUUUGCUGUCGCAUCAACUGGCUCAUCACAUGAUCUCCUACUGGCGGCUGUCCGAGGCGACUCCAAUCAUUUUUUGGAUUCUACUUGAUCAAUCAGCCGAACGCUUGUACUCUGGCUUGCAGGAUGGUGGCUCCGGAUUUGGGGAGUAUCACUUCAUCCGCGGCAUCAUCUACUGGUUGGCGGUGGUUCCUUUUCUCUUCCGCGUUCUGCUUCGCGUAACGUGGAUGCUGCAGGCUCAGACACCUUGCCGACUGCUCGACUGGCUCCUGUCCUUUCUCAUCCUCUUUGUCGCAGCGGUCCUUUUCCUGUCAUUCAUCUUCCUGGACAUAUUCGGCGGCUUCUAUGCAUUUGUCUUCACAUCCAUCCCCUUGGCCCUCUUCACUUGGCGAUACCUGCCGGUGCCAGUGCCGAAGCGUACUGUACGCCCUGACUGA
Molecule: messenger RNA, 861 nt
Organism: Symbiodinium necroappetens
Lineage: Eukaryota; Dinophyceae; Suessiales; Symbiodiniaceae
Source: the annotation of a GenBank genome assembly